AAAGUCAUUAAUGGGUAUGAGAAUAAAAACAGAAGCAAAAGCCUUGCAGAAGCAAAAGAUAAAAACCAUUAAUGGAGGGUGUGAGUGCUCAAUUAAGAUUCUUUUACACAAAGGGUGUUCCAAACUAACAUGUUCUAUUUUUAAUAUUAUUUUAAUCUACCGUUUUCUUAUGUUUCUCCACCCUUGUUUCUCUCUCAAAGACCACUAUGUUUCCAUCAGACAUUGACUAUACCUUAAGUAUUCUGAGGUGCUCACUACGGCAGAUCGGUGAGCAGCUAUGGUGAGGAAUGUGUUGGAAGGUUGGCUUUAUACAAUGGGUUAAAACUGAAAAUUCUAUUAAUACAUCCGGAUUUCUAUUAUUCUGGGACAAAUUUAGAGGUAGAAUACAGUUACUACUGAAGUUGUAUAACUUGUAGCUUUAGCCUACACAAUUCAGAUAAUAAAGCUUUGAAAUUUCUUCAGAUAGGUGAGCAACAUAGCAGGCUUUCAAUAAUGAACAUGGGAAAACAACUUUUGGGUCAAGAUGAGAAACAAUUUGAAAUGAAGAAUACAUGGGUGCCCAUCACCCUUGAGAAGCUCGAUCUACUAAGAUCUAAUACACCAUCAGACUGGCCAGUGAACCAAAUGAGAAGAGCAAAUUAUCAAGAAAAUCCUGUGCCUGGAAGUGAUUACAUGAAAGAGAAGCUAAAGCAUUACCAAGGUCCAAAUCAGAAUCUCCAUCUACUAGGACAAACAGGCCGAACUGGGGAGAUCAAAACUUUUGAUAGCAACUUGGUAGAUAGAAAUAGUGUUCUUGAUCACAUUCCAGGCUCCUACACUCAGCCGUGGCACUAUGAUAGCAAUGGUUCAAACAGUAAUACCUUGGAACUAUUGCUCAAGAAGAGCGCAACUAAUAUAGCUUCUGCUGACAGGAAUUUGGAUGCAAGCAUUAACAUGUCAGCAAGAAAUCCACUGCUACCAAAUUCUUAUUCUCAGGCUAGCAGUGAUGUUAGUGAUCCCUAUGCAGGUGCACAAAGACGCAAUAUCCAUUCAGCUUCAGACAUUGUGUUUAAAGAAGCAAAUCGACUUCUGUUUCCAAAUAGGAAUUCUGAAUUCAGCGACAGUAUCUCUAGCAGCUUGCUCAACAAUGACAAUCAUUGUUCAGUCCCAAGCCAACUGGAGGGCAUCUUUGAGAUACCCUAUGGUGAAUCAUAUCUUAAUUAUAAUCUGAACUACGUGCCAAUGGCGGGAGCUGAUGCCACUGCUAGUUUUACCAACACUCUCCAAUCAGUACCAAAAAUGAUGGAUCAACUCAAAUUUGUGGACAACCAGUUUUGUACAAUACCAGAUUACAUAAUAGCUGAAAGCACAAAUCAGGAAAAAGAGAAACAAAAAGACUUUAUUGCUUUCGCAGAGAACGAAGUUCAGGAAUAUGGCGAUGGGCUUCUACAGCAAAUUGUAGAUUCAUCAUCUGCAGUUAUUUCUACAGCAUGCGGGGAUCAAAAGGGUUCUGACGACAUCUUUGGCAAGGUAAGUGACCUGGGUUUUGACCUCAACAAGACACCUGAGCAGAAAGCACCCCAACGAAGAAAGCAUAGGCCAAAAGUAAUUGUAGAGGGCAAGCCCAAAAGAACACCAAAGUCUGCAACUCAGAAGACACAGAAUAAGGAGAAACCAAAGAAAAAGAGAAAGAAUGUCCCAAAAACUGCAGCAACACCACAGACUGAUGUUAUAGAAGAAAGUGUUGAUUCUACCGUUGCAACUAAAAAAUCCUGCAGGAAAGCACUAAAUUUUGACUUGGAACAUAGUAAAUAUGAAAGCCAGAGCAGAAUAGGUUGCCCACAGGAGAUCUGCCAUAAAACUGAGAAAGCUUUCAAUACCACUUCAGACCACAAGGCCAAAGGGAUGCUGGGUAGAGCAACUAUAACCUAUGGUACAAACUCAGUUUUACUGAUCAGCUCGUGGGAUGAACUUGCAGUAGAAAAUCAACGACCCAGAAACACAGACAAUAAUACACUUCUACUGCAUGAAAAACCAACUAAUAAUUACUGGUCAGAAAGGAAAUCAACCACAGCCUUGUCAGUAACUAUAGAAGAACCACAGAUAGAAAAUUUUCCUGUCACUGAUGAUCGUCAGGCUCAAGGAAAUUGUGAUUUGUACCAGGAGGGAAAUAAUGGAUGUAUGCAGCAAUAUGUUCAUGCCAAGGAAUUUGACAACAUCCUAUUUCAAUCAGAAAGAUGUUUUGAAAACUCCCAGAAGACUGGAGAACCAAUUUGUCAGAAUACCCUUCAGUUGGUGCCUAACAUCCUCUCCAAUUCCAAUAAAGCAAAGGGUUCCAAAAGAAAAUAUUGCAAGAGGACUGAGAACCAACAUGACUCAGCCACAAACUCAUUUCAUACUUCCUUCUGCCAAAAGACUUUACAAGCAGAUGGAAAUUUAAAAAAUGCAGCUCCUGACAAAGAUGUCAUUAAAAUGCAGAAGAUUAAAAAACCUCAAAAUAGAUGCAGUGCAAAAGUCAGUCGAAGGUCUUCCAGCCAAAAAAUGUCUAAAGAGAAUCCACAGAACUCGCGAAAAAGAGGUAAAAAAGGAUUUCAAUCACAGUCUAAUGAAGAAAUGCCAAAUAUCUGCAUUGAAAGUAAUAGAUUUGUAGAGCAGCAAAACAAAGGAACCAGCAUUGAUAUCUCAGAGGAACCAGACCAGAUAUAUUCUGCACUGAUAGAUGAGAUAAUUUGUCAACUGAAUGGUCUCGAACUUGGGGAGAGCAACAUACCAAAGAUGGAAGGACAAAAGGCACUUGUCCCGUAUAAUGGAGAUCGGUCAGUUGUACCCUUCCAGGAAUUUGAAUUAGCUAAAAAACUUAAACCAAGGCCUAAAGUGGACCUUGACCAAGAAACAGAGAGAACCUGGAAACUAUUGAUGGGCAAAGGAGGAAGUGAAGGCCCUGAAGGAACUGACUUGGAAAAAGAGAAGUGGUGGGAAGAAGAAAGAAAUGUUUUUCAUGGACGAGUUGAUUCCUUCAUUGCACGGAUGCAUCUUAUUCAAGGAGAUAGACGAUUUUCAAAGUGGAAAGGAUCUGUUGUUGACUCGGUGAUAGGUGUUUUCCUCACUCAGAAUGUUUCAGACCAUCUUUCAAGCUCUGCCUUCAUGUCUCUAGCAUCAAGGUUUCCUCUUCAGUCAAAAAGCAGCAAGAAAUCAUAUGAUGUUGACACAAAAACAUUGCUUGAAGAAGCAGAACUCUGCAUAGUAAACCCAGCUGAUACAAUAACAUCGUAUGGAUUUCAUACAUUAAAUCAACCAACCUAUCAUCUUGGCUUUGAGAAACCAUAUCAUGCAACAGAGCUUUGGAGAGACAGUGAAACAUCAAGGACAAAAGGGAGCCUAAUAAAGCCAAAUAAUCAGGGCUCAGAGGAAGAAUUUUUAUCAUCCCAAGAUUCUCUUGAUUCCUCAAUUACUCAAGAUGCCAGAAUUAGAUCCUCCUCAGUAUCCAAUUCAGAAUCAGAAGGACUUGACUGCAGGUGUGAACCCAGAAAGACUCAGUUUUUAAUGUCAACAAAUUCUUUACAGGUAGGAAAGACCACAAUGUUCCAGGAAUUUUACAACAGUGUAAAUGGUGUGUCACUGUUUGAGGAGAGAAAUAAAGAUGGACAGCUGCAUCCAGCAGAGCAUGUGAAACAAAAUUGUAGAACAGGCAGAAACAAUAGUCCCUAUGUCUGCUCAGAAUAUAGUCAUCCUAGCAACUAUGCUUAUCCACCAAAGCAACUACCUGUAGUUCCUUCAACUGACUACAGGUUAUAUUACUCAGACACACAAGGGUUGAAGAAUUUUCAAAUGAAUGGUGGAGAGUUUUCUUGGACUGAAACUGUUUCUGUGCACAGUGAAUUCCAGGACAACAAUUGUUGGAUAUUUGGCAAUAGGAAAGUGGGAGAUAGAGCAGAUAAAACCCCAGAGAUGCAGUAUGGAAGUGAAACACUAGGGUCUCUAGAGUUGCCAACAAUCAGCCCUUAUCGACCAUUAGGCAAGCAUUUAGUCAUUCCACAAGAUACUUCUCAAUUUGGAUCUCAUAUAAACUAUAAUCAAGCAUCACCUAAUCAUCAUCUUGUCAGUCAGAAAUCCUUAGAAUCAGAAAGCAGCGCAUUUACAAAGUCAUUAAAUAGUUCUCGCAUAUUGGGCAGAGGUCAAGAUGAUGUAGUUUAUGACAGCUGCAAUAUUCCUAAGUAUGCAGAAGGUCUUGACAGUGAAAAAAUUAUAUCUGCAGCAAACAGCAAAGGAUGCUCCGAAAAUAGUAAUGCCAAAUCAAUUCCACAGAAGCAAGUUCAUUCAUCCAACCCUGGUGAUAAAAAGAGAAAAAUCAAGGUUUCAAAAGCAAGGAAAGCAAAACCUGAGACCGAUAAAAAGCAUGGAUGCGACUGGGACAAACUAAGAAAGGAGGUACAGGUAAAUGGGACAGAGAUAGAAAGAAGCACAGAUACAAUGGAUUCACUGGACUAUGAAGCAGUAAGAUGUGCCUCUGUUAAAGAGAUAUCAAAAACUAUCAAAGAACGAGGGAUGAACAACAUGCUAGCAGAACGAAUCAAAGAAUUCCUGGACAGAUUGGUUACCGACCAUGGAAGCAUUGAUCUAGAAUGGUUACGACAUGUUCCCCAAGACAAAGUAAAGGAGUAUCUGCUAAGCAUUCGAGGAUUAGGGCUAAAAAGUGUGGAAUGUGUACGGCUUCUGACACUUCAUCAUAUGGCUUUCCCAGUUGACACCAAUGUUGGAAGGAUAGCCGUUAGACUUGGAUGGGUCCCUCUCCAACCACUUCCUGAAACACUUCAGUUACACCUCCUUGAAUUGUAUCCAGUGCUGGAAUCAGUUCAGAAGUAUCUUUGGCCCAGAUUGUGUAAACUCGAUCAAAGAACCUUGUAUGAGCUACACUACCAGAUGAUUACGUUUGGGAAGGUUUUCUGCACAAAGAAAAAACCAAAUUGCAAUGCAUGCCCAAUGCGAGCAGAGUGCAGGCACUUUGCAAGUGCUUUUGCAAGUGCACGGCUUGCCUUGCCUGGACCAGAAGAGAAGGGCAUCGUAAGUAUGCAUGUUCCCAUUGCAGCUGAGAGAAACUAUUUUGUCAAUAAGAACCCUGUGGUCCUACCUCUCCUUGAGAACAACUUGAGCAGAGAAGUAAGUCCGGAAAGUGGGCAGUGUGAACCAAUUAUUGAAGAACCAGCAACACCAGAACAAGUGUGGACAGAGGCAGGAGAAAGUGACAUUGAGGACUUUUUUAGGGAGGAUCCUGAUGAAAUUAUUUCCAUUGAGCUCAAUACCAAAGAGUCAACAACAAAUAUACAGAACCUCUUGCAAGAAUACAAUGAGCAUCAUGAAGGUGACAUGUCUAAGGCACUUGUUGCCUUGACUUCACAUUCUGCUUCUAUUCCUACACCAAAACUGAAGAAUGUGAGUAGGCUAAGAACAGAACACCAAGUAUAUGAACUUCCAGAUUCACAUCCUCUCUUGGAAAACAUGGAUAAACGGGAACCUGAUGACCCAAGCCCAUAUCUUCUUGCAAUAUGGACACCAGGUGAGACUGCAAAUUCUGUUCAACCACCAGAAAGAAGGUGUGGAUCCCAAGACUCAACCAACUUGUGCAGCGACAACACAUGCUUUUCAUGCAACAGCAUUAGGGAAGUCAGUUCACAAACAGUUAGAGGAACACUUCUGAUACCUUGUAGGACAGCAACUAGGGGAAGCUUUCCAUUGAAUGGGACUUACUUUCAAGUUAAUGAGCUAUUUGCGGAUCAUGCAUCCAGUGUUCAACCCAUUGAUAUCCCUAGGGAAUGGAUAUGGAAUUUGCCAAGGAGGACGGUAUAUUUUGGGACCUCUGUAACAUCAAUUUUCAGAGGCCUCUCAACCCAAGAAAUUCAGCAUUGCUUUUGGAGAGGAUUUCUUUGUGUCAGGGGAUUUGAUCAAAAGGAACGCGCACCCCGGCCCCUUCAGGCCCGAUUUCAUUUUACAGCAAGUAGGUUAGUAAAGACAGAAAAAAGACGAGAUUAAUGAGACAUGUUGCAGAGAUACGUACCAGAAAAAAGCUAAUCUUGAAGAUCAAACUUUCUAAGACCUAAGAUGAUUGCUGCCUGAGUGACAGGAUUGAUUAGCAUGCUUCACACCUUCAACUAGUCUUUUUUCUAACAUGAAACAAAUAUACAGCAUGUUAUAAAGAAGAAGAGUUUUCAGUUUAGGAUAUGAAAUCCCAUAACAAGUGGGAUUGACCUGUAAAUCAUCUCUAUUCAAACAUGAAACAGUCAUUCAUUAAAAACAUGUUGACAUUAUAUUAAAUCAAUUGUAGCAAUUGCUUUAUAAUCAAUAGAAGUAGUCAAAGAUAAUGAAAAGAAA
Cajanus cajan (pigeon pea) is the source of this 6345-nucleotide messenger RNA. RefSeq names its product transcriptional activator DEMETER. Gene Ontology annotation, molecular function: 4 iron, 4 sulfur cluster binding; DNA N-glycosylase activity; DNA demethylase activity. NCBI's taxonomy places the organism in Eukaryota, Viridiplantae, Streptophyta, Magnoliopsida, Fabales, Fabaceae. Gene Ontology annotation, biological process: base-excision repair; chromosomal 5-methylcytosine DNA demethylation pathway. The record is from RefSeq and is a predicted model, not a curated record.